GAUACAGAGAGAAGCAGAGAGAGACCUUCGAUAAAGUUUACGUCUUUUUUUUUUUUUAAACUCAUAUCUACUUGUUUACUUUCGUCUCGAAACUGAGUAUUUGCGGCGCUAUGGACGAGUUCGUUGCUCUCACGGAGCGUUACGGGUUAAAGCCUCGAGGAAAGUCAGCUCCAAUGGCUGCCUCGAAACGAUCUGAAUUCAACCUUAACAGUGUAAAGGCCUCUCCUUUCGAUCCAGGAGACGACGCCAACGCAGAGUUGACCUUGAACGAUUCAAAGUUUGACUUUUUGAAUCCUGGUGGUGGGUUUGACGAUUUCUUGGUGUUUGAUGAGUUGACUAGGUUAUCUAGUACCAAUGAUUCUGGUGAUGACUUACUGGGUGGUUUGACCGGACUUAGUCCAAAUGAAGAUGGUUUUGAUGAGUUGAUACCUGGAUUUGGUGGGAGUGGUCCGCUUAGUAACAAUGAGUUUCAAGAAACUGAAGCGGUUCAAGUAAAGAAGCAGCAGUUUGGUGUAUUAUAUGACCUUGACUCCCUUUUCAUCCCUGGGCCUCGGUCUAGCAGCGUACCAACGUAUUCAUGGGGAUCACCUGUUGCUUCAGCACAGUUCCUGGACGAGUUUUCACCACUUUUUGGAGAAUCUGAGGAACUUCCAGGGGAAAGUGACAAAAGAAGAGUAGCUAGAUGGGAGCGUGAACAACUAAUAAAGAAUCGAAUGGAGAAGGUUAUAGAUGAUAUGAAUAAACGUGAUCUUCAGAUUCAGAUUGAACAAGAAGAAAGGAGUAGGAUUUCUGAGACCCUAGACGCUGAGAUUAAGCUUUGGGCUACUGGUAAAGAAGGGAACCUACGUGCACUGAUAUCAUCAUUGCAUCUCGUACUUUGGCCUGGAUGUGGCUGGGAGGCUGUCUCUCUAACAGAUUUAAUCACUUCUUCAGCAGUCAAGAAAGUCUAUAAAAAGGCAAACCUCUAUGUCCAUCCUGAUAAAGUUCAGCAGAAAGGUGCUCAACAAAAGUAUAUCGCCGAGAAGGUCUUCACCAUCUUACAGGAAGCAUGGAACAAGUUCAACAAAGAGGAGCUAUCUUAAACACUCUGUGUGUGUGUGUGGUGUAUGUGUAUAUGUAGUUAUCUACACUUAAUUGUUUUGUCAAACCUCUUCUAUUAGUAUAUAUAUGAAUAUGGAGUAAGAUUA
Molecule: messenger RNA, 1187 nt
Organism: Raphanus sativus (radish)
Lineage: Eukaryota; Viridiplantae; Streptophyta; Magnoliopsida; Brassicales; Brassicaceae
Product: auxilin-related protein 2-like
Exons: 8
Coding region: 111-1082 (323 amino acids)
Biological process (GO): clathrin coat disassembly; clathrin-dependent endocytosis
Cellular component (GO): vesicle; cytoplasm; intracellular membrane-bounded organelle
Molecular function (GO): clathrin binding
Source: RefSeq, a predicted model, not a curated record